Trichosurus vulpecula (common brushtail) is the source of this 592-nucleotide messenger RNA. It is a transcript of the gene RBP7, whose product is annotated as retinol binding protein 7. Gene Ontology annotation, biological process: fatty acid transport. Lineage: Eukaryota; Metazoa; Chordata; Mammalia; Diprotodontia; Phalangeridae. The coding region runs from base 1 to 405 and encodes 134 amino acids. The transcript is spliced from 4 exons. Gene Ontology annotation, molecular function: fatty acid binding. The record is from RefSeq and is a predicted model, not a curated record. Gene Ontology annotation, cellular component: nucleus; cytosol.
AUGCCCGUGGACCUCAGUGGCACCUGGAACAUGGUCAGCAAUGAAAACUUCGAGGGCUACAUGCUGGCCCUAGGCAUUGACUUUGCUACCCGGAAGAUAGCGAAGAUGGUAAAGCCACAGAAAGUGAUCAAACAAAAUGGCGACAGCUUCACUAUCCACACGCUCAGCACCUUCCGCAACUACCUUGUCCAGUUUAAAGUUGGAGAGGAAUUUGAUGAGAAUACCAAAGGCCUAGAUAACAGAAAGUGCAAGAGCUUGGUCACAUGGGACAAUGAUAGACUCACCUGUGUCCAGAAGGGGGAAAAGGCGAACCGAGGUUGGACCCACUGGAUUGAAGGGGACGAAUUACAACUGGAAAUGUUCUGCGAAGGCCAAGUAUGCAAACAGAGAUUCCAGAGAGCCUGAAGGAGAAAGCCAAUGCUGAGUGUGCACAUGCACCCUGAGGAGACCUGUGGCUCUAACUGGGUUGAUGUCAAACAACCUUGCAAGGGCUCGUGGAGCAGAAGACUCACCCCCUCUUCUUUCUUUUUAUUAACUUUGCCUGGGUACAGCCACAACCUUAGUCUGGCCAGUUACAAUAAACUUUUUUUCU